UCCCCUCGCCUCUUUCUUCCUUGGGACCCCGCUAGGUUGGGCCAGGGAUUGGGCUCCCCGUUUUCUUAUCGGGGGCCCAUGCCCAGGCCCAAGCCCAACCCGCUCCAUUGCCACCGCCUCCACUGGCUAUAGGUGGGCCUUAGGUUUUGUUCCUCCUCCUACCUUUGGUCCGAUUCCUCUUUCCCCUCUUCGUCGUCUCCAAUCUCCCAUCGACCGAUCGGCGGCGCCCGGAGCAAACGACCGCCGGCGACGAUGAUCUACCGCAACUGGUCGCUGCUCUCCUCCACCGUCGUCAUCUGGGGCGGCGUCGCCACCGCCGGCCUCGCCGGGAUCUUCCUCUUCGGCGGCAAGGAGAAAUUCCAGAACUAUCUUUGCCGUGAAGGUGAGAGGCUUAGGCAACAGGACAGAGCAGCAAUGGGCAAGAACUAGCUGAAGACCUAAGAUAAUGCACUAGAACAAAUUUCCUCCUAGAGAGAACCCCAGUGGCGUUGGCUCACUCAAACUAUCUCCACAAUAAAUUGUGAUGCCUGGAAGGAACUCUUAUCUCUUCUUCUCUAGUUUCUGGCUGUUGUUAAUCAUCUGUAUAAAAUGGUUGACGAUAUCGUUUUAGCCGCUGAUAGCCAUGUUUGUCAAAGCUUUUUACUUGUUUUUAUCAACUUGUGUGACAUGUCGAUGUCCAACUUGUUUGUGGGUACUCAAUAAAAGGUUGUUUCAGUUGACGGGACAUCAUAAAUAUCAUUCUACCUCUCUCA
Oryza sativa Japonica Group (Japanese rice) is the source of this 752-nucleotide messenger RNA. NCBI's taxonomy places the organism in Eukaryota, Viridiplantae, Streptophyta, Magnoliopsida, Poales, Poaceae. The record is from RefSeq and is a predicted model, not a curated record.